Chelonoidis abingdonii (Abingdon island giant tortoise) is the source of this 1998-nucleotide messenger RNA. The record is from RefSeq and is a predicted model, not a curated record. Lineage: Eukaryota; Metazoa; Chordata; Testudines; Testudinidae.
GCUGUGUAUGGCAGAUGAGAUUGCAGUCUGCAAUUAGCCACCAGAUUCUGGGGAUAGCAACCUUUGGGCUGAGCCCAAACUGAAAAACAAAGCUGUCAGGAGAGUAUACCAUUGAAUCAGGAGAAAGAGAGAGAACAGGUCUCCAGGGAACCCGCUCCAGGUGGCCAGCAGGAAGAAAGAGGAAGACGAGGGGCAGGAGGACUCCGCCGCCCUUUCCCUCCAGGCCCUGCUGGGGAUUGCUGGACAGCUCCCCGUGGCCACUGGCAGGGCCUCGUUUGUGCUCUAUCGCCCCAGGGCCAGGCCUCACCUACUGCCACCUUUCCCGUGCAGCUGAAGACGGGGACAGGAAGAAGUGGGGCGCAAAGCCCGAUGUUUCGGAAAAAGCGUAAAUGUGACGUCAUGCCCGUUGUUUUGGUUCGCCCGACCAAUCGGACUCGCCGGCUGGAUUCUACGGGCGCCGGGAUGGGCCCUUCGUGGCGGCGGCAGGACUCGCCGCUGGCGACCAUAACGCAUUGCGCAGGGUGCACCACCGCCUGGUCCUCCUGCAGCUUUAACAGCUCUGACAUGGAAACGCCGCUGCAGUUCCAGUCGGGCUUCUGCUCGGAGCAGCAGCAGCGCCCGCGCCUGCAUUGCCAGCAGCAGCCACCGGGCCAGGACAAGCAGAGCCUGCUCCAGCAGCACAGCCCAUGUCUUCGGUGCAACAACUGCACCUACUCCGGGGCUGCGGCGGGGGAUAACCUGCCCCUGGUGCUCCGCACUUCCUCGCCCCUGUCGGGCGCUUUCAGGACCCACUCCUCGCCGCUCUCCUCCUCCGCCGCCUCCUCCAGGCAGGGCAGCCAGCUGAACGUGAGCGAGCUCACCCCCUCCAGCCAUGCCGGUUCGUCCAGGCAGCCCCACCACCACCAGUACCACUACCAUCACCACCACUCCCAGUACCACCAGUGCCAUAGCCUGCAGCAGCAGGCAGCCAGCCCCAGCAGCAGUGUCAGCAGCGGCAGCACCCAUCACCACCACCAGCCCCACCAGCGCCGGGAGAGCAACCCCUUCACCGAAAUAGCCAUGAGCAGCUGCAGGUACAACGGCGGCGUCAUGCGGCCGCUCAGCCACCUGAGCUCGUCCCGCAGGAACCUGCAGGAGCUGGACUCUGAGUCCCAGCCGCUGCAGCCGCCGCUCUCCAGCCCCGGCGCCGCCGCCUCCUCAGCCCCGGAGAUCGUGGUGUCUAAGCCGGAGCACAACAACUCCAACAACCUGGCGCUGCAUGGCCCUGGCCCCGGGGGCAGCGUGGGGGGCAGCAGCCAGAACAACAGCGGCAGCAAGUCCAGCAAGAAGAAAAACCAGAACAUCGGCUACAAGCUGGGGCAUCGCCGAGCGCUCUUCGAGAAGCGCAAGCGGCUCAGCGACUACGCGCUCAUCUUCGGCAUGUUCGGCAUCGUGGUGAUGGUCAUCGAGACCGAGCUGUCCUGGGGCGCCUACACCAAGGAGUCGCUGUAUUCAUUAGCUCUAAAAUGCCUUAUUAGCCUCUCCACGAUUAUUCUGCUUGGUCUUAUUAUUGUGUACCACGCAAGGGAAAUUCAGUUGUUCAUGGUGGACAACGGAGCAGAUGACUGGAGAAUAGCCAUGACUUAUGAGCGUAUUUUCUUCAUCUGCUUGGAAAUACUGGUGUGUGCUAUACAUCCCAUACCUGGGAACUAUACAUUCACAUGGACAGCCCGGCUUGCCUUCUCCUAUACUCCAUCCACAGCAACAGCUGAUGUGGAUAUUAUUUUAUCUAUACCAAUGUUCUUAAGACUAUAUCUUAUUGCGAGAGUUAUGCUUUUGCAUAGCAAACUUUUCACAGAUGCCUCAUCUAGAAGCAUUGGAGCAUUAAAUAAGAUAAACUUCAAUACACGUUUUGUUAUGAAGACUUUAAUGACAAUAUGUCCCGGAACUGUACUGUUGGUUUUUAGUAUCUCAUUAUGGAUAAUUGCUGCAUGGACUGUCCGAGCUUGUGAAAGGUAA